Messenger RNA from Heterobilharzia americana, 276 nucleotides. NCBI's taxonomy places the organism in Eukaryota, Metazoa, Platyhelminthes, Trematoda, Strigeidida, Schistosomatidae. The record is from the annotation of a GenBank genome assembly.
AUGAUUAGUUCAACAACACAGUCAACGAAUUCUGAUGUAGAACAAACUCGACAGUCCUAUGACCGCUUAUUGUGUGAAUCAACCAGUAACCAUGCUAUAAAAUUAGAUAGCAUACUGAAUACAAAAGAAGUAUCAAAUCAUGAGAAUUUGUAUGGAUUUUACCUUUUUCGUGUAUCCGGUUUAGAAUAUGGAAGAUUUCCUACAAUAACUUUGAAGGAAAUACUCGAUUCUCAUGAUGGUGAGCUGGUGUCAUCAAUCCAACCAAAUACAGCUUAA